Molecule: messenger RNA, 3229 nt
Organism: Ruditapes philippinarum (Manila clam)
Lineage: Eukaryota; Metazoa; Mollusca; Bivalvia; Venerida; Veneridae
Product: heat shock 70 kDa protein 12B-like
Exons: 5
Coding region: 1157-2038 (293 amino acids)
Molecular function (GO): ATP-dependent protein folding chaperone; ATP binding
Source: RefSeq, a predicted model, not a curated record
UGCAUAGGCAGAGCGUCCAUGCAGAUCUAUUCCGCGAACGGUAUCUAUUACUUAUUUCCCUGAAUAACGGUAACUUGAUUACGGUGAAAUCUGUUACGUAUUUUAUGACCUGUAACGAUCUUUGUUUUUUACCCGGGUUUCCAAACACACGCACAUAAAAUAGUGUGCAGUUGCAAUUUUGAAGCAAUCUGCAUAUCGGACAAACCACGGACUCGGCUUGUUAUUCUUUUAAAAGAUACAUAACAUUUAUGUUGGAAUAAUGUGAUAUUUUUUUUAUAUCGGAUAUAGAAGUAAUUUUUCUUGUAAAAUAUGAACGAAGUCGAAACAAGUUCUCAUCUUCUGGUUGCUGCUUUCGACUUUGGGACGACAUUCAGUGGUUAUGCCUAUUCAUUUCGUGACAAACCUUUACAGAUAUACACGAACAAUACUUGGAAUGAUGGUACCUAUCUCUCUUUGAAAACACCUACAUGCUUAUUGCUAGACCCUGAAGAGAAAUUCCAUUCCUUUGGAUAUGAAGCAGAAAAUAAAUACAAAAAGCUUGUUGAAGACGACGAGCACCAUAGUUGGUUGUUUUUCAGACGUUUCAAAAUGUUAUUGCAUAAGAAUAAGAAAUUAAAUAAACAAACGACAGUCAAAGACAUUACGGGAAAGCGGCGUAUGUUUGCCAUUGACAUUUUCUCAAUGUCAAUACGUUAUCUGCGGGACCAUUUCUUUUUGGAACUUCAAAAGCAAUAUUCGGGCAUCGAACAGACUGAUAUACAGUAUGUCAUAACGAUUCCCGCAAUCUGGGAUGACAACGGUAAACAGUUCAUGAGGAUGGCAGCAUUACAGGCAGAUAUUGAUGACAAAAAGCUGACACUUGCUUUAGAGCCAGAAGCUGCAUCUAUCUGUUGUCAAAAGAUUUCUGUUGAUUCAAAAGACAAAACAAAUAUGUCUGGUUUGCAAUAUAUCGUGAUAGACAUUGGAGGUGGCACUGUGGAUAUAACGGCUCAUCAAAUAAAUGACAAUGGAACGUUAACCGAAUUGUACAAAGCAAGUGGAGGUCCAUGGGGUGGAAUAUACGUCGACCAAAACUUUUUGAACUUUUUAGAUGAUUUAUUUGGAGAGCAAGUUAUAAGCUUUUUUUAAAGAAAACAAUCUUGAAGACUAUUGGGAUAUGAUGCGAGCAUUCGAAACCAAUAAGAGGCAGGUAAAAUUUGCUGAUUCUUACGGACAGGAGCAAACGUACAUUACUAUUAAGCUGCCUUUAGCUUUAAGGACGACUUCAGAGAAAGAAAAUGGCAAAGUCUUGGAGGAAUUGAUAAGUUCUUCGUCUUUCUCAUCGGACAUUGUUACUAAAAAAGACAAAAUUAGAGUUAAAGUAGAAUUAGUGAGGAAGUGGUUUGAGGGACCUGUUAAUGAUAUCAUACGCCAUAUUGAAGAUCUACUAAAACAACCGGAAAUACGUCAAGUUUCAACUUUGAUCUUGGUAGGUGGUAUGGCCGAGAGCUGUUACGUACAAGAAAAAAUUAGAUAUGCAUUUUCAUCAAAGCGCUUGAUCAUACCAAAAGAUGCCGGUUUGGCAGUACUUAAGGGAGCAGUUGUUUUUGGACAUCAGCCUUUGUCUAUAUCAGUACGAGUUAUGAGGUAUUCUUAUGGCAUAGAAAUGUUCAAACGGUUCAAUUGCACGAAACACGGAUCCUCAUUAAAGGUAGAAGUUGAAGGGAAAGCAUAUGUUGAUAACGUGUUUCAUGUGUUUGUGAGAGCAGGCGACACGGUAAAAGUUGGUCAGGAAGUUACGCAUUUCUCUUCUCCAGUCAACAAGGAAUUCUCUUUGUAUCCGAUCUACCGCUCAGUUUGCAGUGAUCCAAAAUAUACGACAGAAUCCGAUUGUGAAAUGGUCGGGUUACUGACACUUAAACAUGUUGGACAAGAUGAUUUUGAAAGCAAGAAGGUUAAAUUAACUAUGAUAUUUGGAAAUACGGAGCUUGUUGUUAAAGCUGAAGGAAUAGAUACCGAAGAGAAAAGUUCCUCGGCAUUCAAUUGUCUAAUGGAGUAAAAAGACAACUCCUGUUGGACUUCUUAACACUAAGUUAUUGCAUCUAGACCAUUUUUACAAAAAAUAUUUCUUAUUUCAUUUAAUAAGCGGUGAAGAAUGAUAAUUAAGGAAGAGAUCUCCCCUUUUUCCAGUUUUGAUAUUUUGUGUUUGUUUGUGAUUUUGUUUGAUUACUAAUUUUCGAAAACAGUUUUAUGUAUUAUUCAAGAUGAAACGUUUGAACUGGGUUUGGAUGAUAGAUACAUGUGUGUGUGUGUGUGUGUGUGCGCAUGUGUGUGCGUGUGUGCGUGCGUGUGUGUGUGUGUUUGUGUGUAAAAUUUACACCUUAUGAUUAGGAUUUUUUUAUUUUACAUGUAUUAAGUUUAUUUAACAGGAAUAUAUACUAUAAUGUCAAUUUAGAAUAAAUUCUUCCUAAAGAAAGUCGGCCAAGGGUUUAAGGAACGUUUUAUCAACCUGCCAUUGAUUGCCUGGAAGUGUGAAUGGACCCAUUAAUCCGCGCCUACAGGCGCGGUGCUAUUUGUGUAUUUUUGUCCAUGGACCUGAUUUUGAUCAAUGAAUCCCUCCGAUUUACAGUUAGAAAUAAAUUCGGAACCAAAAAUUCCUUCAGAUUUCUACUAUGUAAAGGUAUAUAUUGGUUUCCCUUUCAGUGAUUUGCAGCAUGUCAUAUUAAUGAAUGAGAACGGGAACAAAUUUCACGCGUCAUCCACUGGGAAGGCAGUAUAAAUAACAAAACAAAAAUAAACUUAAAUUCGGUAAUUUAUUUCUUACAUUUGUAUAUUCUACAGGAAAUAACUAAUUAUUUUGUAGUACGCAGUGCGUUAUGCAUUUAUUUCAUUGCUGCGAAAAACUUGUUACAUGAAUUCGAAAGCUAUAAAUAGAUGACCUUAUAACAGUGUGAAAAAUCCGAAAUCUAUUUAUGGAAGAAGUAUUUUUAGUUUUUGAGUCUGUUUAAGAAAAGAUAUUAAAAAAAUCUAAUCGGGAAAAAUUGACUGCAAAAAAAGCUUUUACUGAUCAGAGACUUAUAUUACAGAUCAAAUACAGUUAGAUGUAGCUUAUGUAAGAAAAACUAAUGUGUAGUCUCCCUUCACCAUAUGAAUGUUUUCGAUUUGUCUCCCUUUAGUAUAUCAUGAUAUACCAUUUGCCGGGAAACAUGUAACGGACAUUUUGAAAAAUAUAGUCGGUGAAAGAUUUUGU